AACUGUCACUUGAGCUGAGAGCAGUGGCGUCUUGGUCCCUGCAAAGUUCACCCAGUAGGAAGUUUCCUGCAUUUUCAGAACCAGUCAUGUCAAAGACAAAGGAUAUGGGCUCCUCCAUCAUCCAUACGCAGCAGAUGCAUGCUGCUAUGGCUGACACGUUCAUUGAGCAUAUGUGUCUGCUGGACAUCGACUCUGAACCUGCUGUGUCUCGCAACACUGGCAUCAUCUGCACGAUCGGACCUGCCUCCCGGUCUGUGGACAUGGCCAAGGAAAUGAUCAAGUCUGGAAUGAACAUUGCAAGAAUGAACUUCUCUCAUGGCACACAUGAAUACCACGCCGAGACCAUUAAGAAUAUCCGUGAGGCAGCUGAGAGCUUUGCACCAGGAUCUGUUGACUACAGACCAGUGGCCAUCGCUCUGGAUACCAAGGGACCAGAAAUCAGGACUGGUCUCAUCAAGGGCAGCGGCACUGCCGAGGUUGAGCUCAAGAAGGGUGAAACCAUCAAGCUCACACUCGAUGACCAGUGGAUGGAAAAGUGUGAUGAAAAAACUCUGUGGCUCGACUACAAGAACAUCACUAAGGUUGUGCAGACUGGAAGUCACGUCUAUAUUGAUGAUGGUCUGAUUUCCCUGAAGGUCAAGGAAGUUGGCAAUGACUACCUGAUGUGUGAGAUUGAGAACGGCGGUAUGCUGGGUAGCAAGAAGGGUGUUAACCUGCCUGGAGCUGCCGUCGACCUGCCCGCUGUGUCUGAGAAGGACAUUAAGGACCUGCAGUUUGGUGUGGAGCAGGGUGUUGACAUGGUCUUCGCCUCUUUCAUUCGUAAGGCUGCUGAUGUUCAAGCUGUCAGGAAAGUUCUGGGCGAGAAGGGGAAGGACAUCAAGAUCAUCAGCAAGCUGGAGAACCACGAGGGUGUGCGCAGAUUUGAUGAGAUCCUGGAGGCCAGUGAUGGCAUCAUGGUUGCCCGUGGAGACCUGGGUAUUGAAAUCCCAACAGAGAAGGUCUUCAUCGCCCAGAAGAUGAUGACUGGCAGAUGCACCAGGAUUGGCAAGCCCAUUAUCUGUGCUACACAGAUGCUGGAGAGCAUGACUAAGAAGCCCCGCCCCACUCGCGCUGAGGCCAGUGAUGUCGCCAAUGCCGUGCUUGAUGGCAACGACUGCAUCAUGCUGAGUGGUGAGACCGCCAAGGGAGACUACCCUCUGGAGGCCGUGCGCACACAGCACAUGAUCGCCCGUGAGGCAGAGGCUGCCAUGUUCCACAGGCAGAUGUUUGAGGAGCUCCGUCGCACCUCCCAUCUGACCCGUGACCCCACAGAGACCAUUGCUAUUGGUGCAGUUGAAGCUUCCUUCAAAUGCUGUGCGAGCGCCAUCAUCGUGCUCACCAAGUCUGGAAGGUCUGCUCACAUGCUGUCAAGGUACAGGCCCCGUGCCCCCAUCCUUGCCGUAACCCGCUGUGGUCAGACUGCCCGCCAGGCCCACCUGUACCGUGGCGUGUACCCCAUUCUCUACACCAAGGCUGCCAACGACGUCUGGGCCGAGGACGUCGACCUGCGUGUGAACUUUGCCCUGGAAGUUGGCAAGCACCGCAAAUUCUUCAAGUCCGGUGAUGUGGCUCUUGUUGUGACCGGCUGGCGCCCAGGUUCCGGUUACACCAACACCGUUAGAGUCGUGCUGGUGCCUUGAACAUCACCUGAGGACAUUAGUAACAAUUCCCCUUUGCUUAUUGUAGAAGAAACUCAAAACCACACCGCUACUUAAAAGGACUUCCAAAACUAUCUUUCACUGACAGCAACUUUCUAAUUCCCGUCAUCCAUAUUUAUUGAUAUAAUGUCUAAAUUCUGCUGCCUAAGACUGAACUAGGAACCUUUUAGUGGAACCUUCUCUUUCAUGUCUGUGCUGACUGAUCAAAUGACAGAGUGAAGUUUACUUUUCUUCUGCAUGCACGCUGAAUUCAAUUCAAGUACAUGUCUGGUCAUUGGUUAGUUUUUUUUCUUUGAUUGUCCAGGGAGACAGAUCCAUGUAUCGUUGUUUUCUCACGUGUUUCAUGCUGAACUGAAAUCUGAGAAGUGAUCUGACAUGACUGGGAGUGAAUCUAUUAAAAGGAACUCUUGGGUCAGUGA
Cheilinus undulatus (humphead wrasse) is the source of this 2116-nucleotide messenger RNA. RefSeq names its product pyruvate kinase PKM-like. Gene Ontology annotation, biological process: glycolytic process. Gene Ontology annotation, molecular function: magnesium ion binding; pyruvate kinase activity; potassium ion binding. The transcript has 11 exons. The coding region runs from base 87 to 1679 and encodes 530 amino acids. Lineage: Eukaryota; Metazoa; Chordata; Actinopteri; Labriformes; Labridae. The record is from RefSeq and is a predicted model, not a curated record. Gene Ontology annotation, cellular component: cytoplasm.